CGCGUGCCCGGCGGGGCGGGCGGAGUGGCGCGGGGAGGAGCCGCAGGCGGAGCGAGGGCGGGGGGCGCGCGGGCCGCGGCGUCUCCCCAGCAUCCCCGCCGCCUCCGCCCUGGCCCGCCGGGACGCGCGGCCGGACCGACACGCGGGCUCGGGCCCAGCUGGCGGCGCGCGCGCUGCCGCGAGAAACGCGCUCCGGCUCGGACUCGGGCUGCCGGGCCAGCGUCUGCACGAGCCCGGAGGAUGUCCGGGAAGCACUACAAGGGUCCCGAAGUCAGUUGUUGCAUCAAGUAUUUCAUCUUCGGCUUCAAUGUCAUCUUCUGGUUUUUGGGAAUAACAUUUCUUGGAAUUGGACUGUGGGCGUGGAAUGAAAAAGGAGUUCUCUCCAACAUCUCUUCCAUCACCGAUCUCGGCGGCUUUGACCCAGUCUGGCUCUUCCUGGUGGUAGGAGGAGUAAUGUUCAUUUUAGGAUUUGCUGGGUGUAUUGGAGCUCUACGGGAAAACACCUUCCUCCUCAAAUUUUUUUCUGUGUUCCUGGGAAUUAUUUUCUUCUUGGAGCUCACUGCUGGGGUUCUGGCAUUUGUUUUCAAAGACUGGAUCAAAGACCAGCUGUAUUUUUUUAUAAACAACAACAUCAGAGCAUACAGAGAUGACAUUGAUUUGCAAAACCUCAUAGACUUCACCCAGGAAUAUUGGCAGUGCUGUGGGGCUUUUGGAGCAGAUGAUUGGAACCUAAAUAUUUACUUCAAUUGCACAGAUUCCAACGCUAGUCGUGAGCGCUGUGGUGUGCCCUUCUCCUGCUGUACGAAAGACCCUGCAGAAGAUGUCAUCAACACUCAGUGUGGUUAUGACACCAGGCAGAGACCAGAAGUUGACCAGCAGAUUGUAAUCUACACCAAAGGCUGUGUGCCCCAGUUUGAGAAGUGGUUGCAGGACAAUCUGACCAUUGUGGCUGGAAUUUUCAUUGGCAUUGCUUUGCUGCAGAUUUUUGGAAUAUGCCUGGCUCAGAAUUUAGUGAGUGACAUUGAAGCUGUGAGGGCUAGCUGGUAAGCCCCUGCAACGGCUAUUGUAAGACACUGGACAGACCCAGUCUUCCUGACCCUCCAAGUGUGCCAGUGACAACCUUGCUGCAUGGACCCUACUCACAAAGGCACCCUGCAGUCCUAUCUGAUGGAGCUGCCAAUAACUUGUUUGAGGGCAAGGUGGGGGCGGGUGGGCAUAUAAAACUGGGAAAUGCUGCUCACUGACAGAAUUUUUUAAAAUAUACAUUUGAAAGUUACUGCGCCAUAAAUCUCUACUGUAGCCAUGAAUUUAUGGAAGCCAGAUACUUACCAAAAAUGGAAGAGGGAGGUAGGGACCCAGAAGUACUUGAAUCAGUGGAAAACCAAGUCACCUCCUCCACUUUGGUAAUUGGAGGCUGGGAGAGGAAGUUGUGCUCUCAUCACACCUGGAAGGAAUUGCCUUCUGUUCCAUGAUCUAAAGAAGUGUACCUUUCCUAAGACUCAAUCCCUUGCUUGGGAGCUGUGGACUUUUGGCAACUCUCCAUCUUAAAUUUCAAGGAACUGUUAGAACUACCAUCCCCAGAAGAAAGGCAGAUUUGCUCUCUCCUUAGAAGAGAAGAUGAAUGUCAAGUGCACUGAGCAAGAGCAUUGGGAUUGCUGCCUAAUACUGGACUUUAGCAGGAUACAUCUUUUUUUUUUUUUUAAGUAAGCCUGAGCUUUACUUACAGAUGAAAUACAAGGAGAAAAUGAGGUUAAUGAACAUAUCUUAAUAUACCCUCUCACCUCCUGCCCACCAGAUUACUUGUUGGGCUCUUUGGAAACUCUGGAAUAUUCUGGGGUAUUGUUUGGUUAGGCUGUGGGGUUUUUGUCUCCCCAAAGUGAAAGCUAUGAUAGUUUCUCUUCCCAACUUACUUACUCACCUUGAGUACUACUAUUUUUUUGUUUAAUCUUAUCUGCAUGACCUGUGAAUCUGAAUCCACCAGCUCCAUUUUCUGCCAUUUCCUGCAGAAAUUUAUAAAUGUGAAUUAGCUUGUGUUCGUUUUAGAGGUUCAUAGUUAUGAGAGGUAUGGUGUUCCCUUCCUGGAUGGAAAGGAGUAACCAGAACCUCCACAUCUGCUUAUGUAGCUCUGGUUCUUUAUUGCCACUAUUGUGGACCUCUCCACACAGUUACCCCCAACCCCCUUUUUCCUAUAUGGAAUUAAACCCAAUCCCAAAACAGUGUUGACCAAACAAAAGGCAUCCAAUGAGUCUUCUUUCAGUUUUAAGCUGUUUUAUUUUUAAAAAAUUUUAAAGCAUGCAUAUCCAGAGCACCUUAGUUCUCUUGGUGCAGACACACCAUCAUCUGGGUGAUUACAAAGCACAACUACUAUGAGGGAGGUGCACUGACAAGGUACAUGUUCUGUGCCACUAGGUGGGAAUUCAUUUUAGGUGCUGUGGAUCAUGACCCUGCUCCAGGUGGGAGGAAUGAGUUUUGUUGUUUGAUCCAGCUGAUGACCAUCAGAAUGCUGCUCACCAGGGAUUCUGGCACAUGGGGAAGACUUGGACAUAUUUACAGCAAUGAUACAUUUGCCAAUACAGGACUGGAUAGCUAGCUCACACGUGGUGUAGAGUUAGCAAGGUUUUCUAUUUUUUGCUCAGAGUUGGAUUUCUGUGACUGAUGAAUAUGUCAUUCUGUUCAGAAAAAAAAAAUUGAAAAUCUCAUUUCUAGAGUUUGGGUGUGUUUAUGACUUUAUGUAUGUGCUUUUGUGUGUGUGUAUGUGCAAUUAGGGAUGUUCAGUUCUUAAUCCAGCUGAUGUCAUUCUGGAGGGUCAUUCCAAAAGAGAACACCUGAAUUUUCCAGUGAAAAACGGUCUGUUUUAUUCCCUCCUCCUCCAGUACACCGACUAGAAUCAGGCAAGAUUCCCACCCUGGAAUGGGAAUUCCCACCCAGUACAUGUAGUGAAAUGUCAAACAGCAAGUCAACUGAUUUCUAAGUUUUACUUAAUCACCUUUUAUUUUUUACACUUGAGAAUGGUUGUAAUAAAGGUUGUUGGUAAUAAAGUUGGUUCUACCUUG
Molecule: messenger RNA, 3053 nt
Organism: Sorex araneus (European shrew)
Lineage: Eukaryota; Metazoa; Chordata; Mammalia; Eulipotyphla; Soricidae
Gene: TSPAN5
Product: tetraspanin 5
Exons: 8
Coding region: 241-1047 (268 amino acids)
Biological process (GO): protein maturation; regulation of vascular endothelial growth factor signaling pathway; protein localization to plasma membrane
Cellular component (GO): membrane
Source: RefSeq, a predicted model, not a curated record